This is a messenger RNA of Saccostrea echinata, 1922 nucleotides long. RefSeq lists its product as uncharacterized. The transcript is spliced from 9 exons. Bases 1 to 1893 code for a protein of 630 amino acids. The record is from RefSeq and is a predicted model, not a curated record. NCBI's taxonomy places the organism in Eukaryota, Metazoa, Mollusca, Bivalvia, Ostreida, Ostreidae.
AUGGACUUUCAUGGCGUGCUUGUGAUUUUCAUAGUAGUUUUGCUUCCCUUUGUAAAUGAAAGUAAUGGAUUUCUGUUUAAAAGAACAAUUAAGGAAACUAUUGAAGCUCUAAGCUCAAAAAUAGAGGACCGUCAACCAAAGAAGGACUCAAAACCGCUUCUGUUACCAUGGACACUCAAUAAAGGGACAUAUGAAAGUGUCGUGAAGUUGAAUUUUCACGGAACACCCGAAAUGGCUGCUAUCCGUGAAAACUUCGAAAUUAACGACAACAACAUGUUUGUGACGGCCUGGAUUACGGCAUGUCUCUUGGAAAUCCAGGCUUUAGGUGGGGAAUUCAAACCAAAGAGAGAGCAGAUAGAUUUAGCCAUAGAAGCUAUAGGAAAGUACCACGACAAAAAUGUAAACUACAACACAUCUGUGAUGACGUUCUGGCCUCAAAUUUACAAUGACACAACCAAGACUUGGCAGAGUACUCCAGAGAAUCUGUUACAGCUGUUUGAUAUGACCGACAAAUUCCCGGCCAAGACGGUGGAGGAACUGCUUAAACUGAUAGGACUGAAAGACGUGGCCACAGUCAUGGAAACUCUGCUUAAAGAAAAAGGGAUAUUUUCUGCAGCAUUCCAUAUCCCACCAGAUUUUGACGAUACCUUCGUAAACAUAGGGCUAGGUUCCCUCUUGAAAGGAAUUCCCGAAUAUGUUGACUUGUACAAUAAAUGGAGGGACACAAAUUCAAACGUUACCUCAGUGCUGCAGGCGCUGAAGAAAUAUGCUUAUAGACCCCUCUCUAACAACACUCGAGUGAACACCAUUGAUACGAGGACGUACUUCUAUCUUCACCGGUAUCUUGCGCAUGCCAAUAAAUCGAAUGCAGUAUUUGUUCCAACAUGGGUACAAGAUACAGAUGAAGCGUUAAAGCUUAGCGAUAAAGGUGUGGCUAUGCCGUUUUGGGUCAAUAACGUCGACGUCACUGUAGCAACCAAUACCAUAAACGGUCUGACUUCCGGUUUACUCGCUGGUCUUUUUAAACCAAGUGAUUUUGACAGCGAUAUUGAGAAAAUUUACAGAGAUACAGUAGAUUUGAUAAUUUACGAAAUAACGAGGAAUUUUUCGUCUCGACGAGACUUGGCACUGACAUACUAUCCAUCUAAGUUUGAAUGUUUCUGGUUUACCUCUCGAACUCUGACAACCCUACGUGACUUUUACCAAAAAGCCCCUCUGCCAUUCAAGAUGCUUGAAGAUGUCAUGCAAAGGCUUGAAAUCGCCAUGAAAAACGAAGUUACGGAUGACAUUUUGGACGAAGCGUCGAAAUCCGAGGACGGGGGAAUCUUCUUUGAUGAUUUUCUUGGAGAUGGUGAUAUAAACUCCAAAGGACAAAUGAUUAAAAAUGGCGAAGACAGGUUGUUUACAACGUCAAUGGUUGUCAAUACACUUAUCAACGUCUGGACAAAAUCUACGGACGGUGGACUUGUUUUCUUAGAAGACACGCCGGUUUCAGUGAACCAAACGAUCCAGCAGGGUGUGAGAUGGUUAAACGACAAUAUUCUUGGCACACAUCUGAAGCCAUGGAAUCCCUUCUUCUCAGGUUCUGGUAAAGGGAUACAGAGUAUGCCGUUUUGGUACCCAGCCAAUCGCAGACAAUAUUUAAAUGGGACUCAUUUCAAUGACACUGCGCUGCCUCAUGGACCAUUUCUUGUGGGAUUCCAAGGAACUGCGUCUGACGCUGAAUACAAUCGUCUGCUCUCAGAGCCUCAUUUUGGGAAGAAAACCCCCAUCGACUUUCCUGGGUUUAACCCCCUUGAUUCCCCGACAGGAUUUUUCCCGUUCUGGUCGUCUGAUGCAUAUACUUAUUCUACAACAAUGUUGGCAUUUGCAAAGUACCUGAAAAUUCAUUGAAGUACAUACAUUGAUGUGUUCUUUGUACA